AUGAGGUUUUUAUAUUUUCUACCGGGAUGGGAGGGCUCUGCUGGUGAUGCUCAUGUUCUUCGUGAUGUCGUCACUCGAGAAGAAGGGGCUUUGAUGGUCCCAAAAGGAAAUUACUACUUAUGUGACAAUGGGUAUGCUAAUUCCGAAGGUUUCUUAACGCCUUACAAAGGCGUUCGAUACCAUUUGAAAGAAUGGAGAAUUGACACACAAAGGCCUCAAAAUGCACAGGAGUUGUUUAACUCAAGGCACACUAAAGCAAGGAACGUAAUCGAGCGGGCAUUUGCUGUUUUAAAAAUGCGAUGGGGUAUUUUACGAAGUGCGAGUUUCUAUUCGAUGAUCAGGCUGCUGAUAAUGGCUUGCUUUCUCCUCCACAAUUUCAUUCGUGGUGAAAUGAUGAACGAUCCAAUUGAAAAACAACUUGAUGGUGGUCAUAACAAUUUCAUCGUUGAUGAAGACCAUGAUGAGGUUGAGUACGUGGAUCAGAUCGACCCAACCACAGAAUGGAUUGCAAUGCGAGAUGACUUGGAGAAUUCCAUGUGGAUUCAUUCUUCAGCCCUUCCUAAAUCAAUGGCGUUGAACACUAAAUCGCGUGAUAUUAAUUAUUACAAGGUGCUGAAGCUACUAAACUGGAUCUGA
Messenger RNA from Salvia hispanica, 636 nucleotides. RefSeq lists its product as uncharacterized. NCBI's taxonomy places the organism in Eukaryota, Viridiplantae, Streptophyta, Magnoliopsida, Lamiales, Lamiaceae. The record is from RefSeq and is a predicted model, not a curated record.